Urocitellus parryii (Arctic ground squirrel) is the source of this 3318-nucleotide messenger RNA. RefSeq names its product dystrophin related protein 2 (gene Drp2). Gene Ontology annotation, molecular function: zinc ion binding; protein binding. The record is from RefSeq and is a predicted model, not a curated record. NCBI's taxonomy places the organism in Eukaryota, Metazoa, Chordata, Mammalia, Rodentia, Sciuridae. Gene Ontology annotation, cellular component: plasma membrane. Gene Ontology annotation, biological process: synaptic signaling.
CUCAGAGCUCAUCAGGACUCUGCCUGCCUGUGGCUCACUAGACACUGGAUCUGGAUUCCUGCUGAGAGAUAAUCAUGGAGCUGCCUGAUCUGGCCAUGGACUCCCCAGGCAGCACAGGUUAGAGCUGCUGUCACCUCCCCUGCACCUUCUCAGGAUGGUGCCAGGGUUCCCUGCCUAAGUCCAAAGCUGUUGAACGGGUCUAUUGGUGCCGUUGACCCCCUGGAACCAUCAGCCAUGAAUCUGUGUUGGAAUGAAAUAAAAAAGAAGUCUCACAACCUCCGUGCUCGCCUAGAGGCCUUCACAGACCACAGUGGAAAGCUUCAGCUCCCUCUACAAGAAAUUAUUGACUGGCUCAGCCAAAAGGAUGAGGAGUUAUCAGCUCAGCUGCCCCUACAAGGGGAUGUGGCCCUGGUGCAACAGGAGAAGGAGACACAUGCGGCCUUUAUGGAAGAAGUCAAAUCUCGGGGCCCCUAUAUUUACUCCGUGCUGGAGUCAGCUCAGGCCUUCCUGUCCCAGCACCCAUUUGAAGAAUUAGAGGAGCCUCAUUCUGAGAGCAAAGAUACCUCCCCCAGACAACGGAUCCAGAAUCUUAGCCGCUUUGUAUGGAAGCAGGCGACAGUAGCCAGUGAACUAUGGGAGAAACUGACAGCCCGCUGUGUGGACCAGCACCGUCAUAUUGAGCGCACUCUAGAGCAGCUGUUGGAGAUCCAAGGGGCAAUGGAGGAAUUAAGCACUACUCUGACACAAGCUGAGGGAGUCCGAGGCACUUGGGAACCUAUUGGAGAUCUCUUCAUUGAUUCACUACCAGAGCACAUCCAGGCUAUUAAGCUAUUCAAAGAAGAAUUUUCCCCCAUGAAAGAUGGAGUGAAGUUGGUGAAUGAUCUGGCACACCAACUUGCCAUUUCUGAUGUGCACUUGUCAAUGGACAAUUCCCGGGCCCUGGAACAGAUCAACAUCCGGUGGAAACAGCUACAGGUGUCAGUUGGUGAGAGGCUUAAGCAGCUCCAGGAUGCCCAUCGGGACUUUGGACCUGGGUCACAGCACUUCCUCUCUUCCUCUGUCCAGGUUCCCUGGGAAAGAGCAAUUUCACCCAAUAAAGUUCCCUACUACAUCAACCACCAGGCUCAGACCACAUGCUGGGACCAUCCCAAGAUGACUGAGUUAUACCAAACAUUAGCUGAUCUGAACAACAUUAAGUUCUCAGCUUAUCGCACUGCCAUGAAGCUCCGCAGAGUCCAGAAGGCCCUGCGCCUGGAUCUGGUAACUCUAACUACAGCCCUGGAGAUCUUCAAUGAGCAUGAUCUACAGGCCAGUGAUCAUGUGAUGGAUGUGGUAGAGGUCAUUCACUGCCUGACUGCCUUAUAUGAACGGCUAGAGGAGGAAAGAGGCAUCCUGGUCAAUGUGCCACUAUGUGUAGACAUGAGCCUCAACUGGCUCCUCAAUGUUUUUGAUAGUGGUCGCAGUGGAAAGAUGCGGGCAUUGUCCUUUAAGACUGGCAUUGCAUGCCUGUGUGGCACAGAAGUGAAAGAAAAGCUUCAGUACCUCUUCAGCCAAGUGGCCAAUUCAGGCAGCCAGUGUGACCAGCGCCACCUCGGUGUCCUGCUUCAUGAGGCCAUUCAGGUGCCCCGUCAGCUGGGUGAAGUGGCAGCAUUUGGGGGCAGCAAUGUGGAGCCCAGUGUCCGUAGUUGCUUCCGUUUUAGCACUGGGAAGCCAGUCAUUGAAGCUUCCCAGUUCCUGGAAUGGGUCAACUUGGAGCCCCAGUCCAUGGUGUGGCUGGCUGUCUUGCAUCGGGUCACCAUUGCUGAGCAAGUAAAGCAUCAGACCAAGUGCUCUAUCUGUAGACAGUGCCCCAUCAAAGGGUUCAGGUACCGGAGUCUGAAACAAUUUAAUGUGGAUAUCUGCCAGACCUGCUUCUUGACUGGCAGGGCCAGCAAAGGCAACAAGCUGCACUACCCCAUCAUGGAAUAUUAUACACCGACAACAUCCAGCGAGAACAUGAGAGAUUUUGCCACAACCUUAAAGAACAAAUUCCGCUCAAAACAUUAUUUCAGCAAACACCCUCAGCGAGGUUAUCUGCCUGUGCAAUCAGUGCUGGAGGCAGAUUGCAAUGAGACGCCGGCUUCUUCCCCAAUGUUGCCACACGCUGACACACACUCUCGCAUUGAGCAUUUUGCUAGCAGACUUGCUGAAAUGGAAAGUCAAAAUUGCUCCUUCUUUAAUGACAGCCUAUCCCCAGAUGACAGCAUAGAUGAGGACCAGUACCUGCUGAGGCAUUCCAGCCCCAUCACAGACCGGGAGCUAGCCUUCGGACAGCAGGCUCCAUGCAGCAUGGCUACAGAAAGCAAGGGGGAGCUAGAGAAGAUCCUAGCCCAUUUAGAAGAUGAGAACCGGAUUCUCCAAGGAGAGCUGAGGCGCUUGAAGUGGCAGCAUGAGGAGGCGACUGAGGCACCCAACCUAGCUGAGGGCUCCACUGAGGCAGCACAGGACCACUGCAAUGAGGAGCUUCUUGCUGAAGCCAGGAUUCUCAGGCAGCACAAGAGCCGCCUGGAGACGCGCAUGCAGAUCCUUGAAGACCACAACAAGCAACUAGAGUCCCAGCUGCAACGCUUGAGGGAACUGCUCCUGCAGCCACCCACAGAAUCAGAAGGCAAUGGCUCUGCAGAUUUGUCUCUAGCUUCAUCUCCACAGCAGUCAGAAAGCAGUCACCCCCCAGAGAAGGGACAAACAACUCCAGAUACUGAGGCUGUAGAUGAUGUGGGGUCAAAGAGUCAAGAUGUCAGCCUGUGCUUGGAGGACAUCAUGGAGAAGCUCCGCCAUGCCUUCCCCAGUGUGCGAAGCUCUGAUGUGACUGCCAGCACCCUGCUGGCCUCUUGAUGGGGCCAGAUCCCCAUUCUAUAGUCCAUAAUUCUUCCUGAUUCUGGUCAAUAUCUUCCCUCAGCCUUCAUCCAACCUUUCCAGUCCCCACUGGCCCCACAUUCCUCAAGCAGUUAUUUGGGCUCUGGGCAGCAGCAAGGCUGGUGGUAUGUGAGGUAUGUGUGGUGGGGGGAGGGGCCAGGUAAAGAGGAGGCCUGAUUCCUCUAACUCUAGAAAUAUGCCCUUUAAUUCUGAAGUGCAAGACCAGUCCCUUAUGCUACCCUUUUGUUGCAGCACAGGCAAAUGGCACUUGGCCAUUCAGAUGGGAAAGAGAAGCUGCUUUGCAGAGCCAAGUAGUGCCCAUUGGCCCCUUUGUCUUCUCCAUGGAAUUAUAUAGAGAGAGAAGCCGAAUGAUCCCAGGGUACCAGCAUUAGGAAUCCACAGGGAUUAACCCUACUCUCUGGC